Molecule: messenger RNA, 5767 nt
Organism: Bactrocera neohumeralis
Lineage: Eukaryota; Metazoa; Arthropoda; Insecta; Diptera; Tephritidae
Gene: kirre
Product: irregular chiasm C-roughest protein
Exons: 11
Coding region: 1989-4919 (976 amino acids)
Biological process (GO): cell-cell adhesion
Cellular component (GO): cell-cell junction
Molecular function (GO): cell adhesion molecule binding
Source: RefSeq, a predicted model, not a curated record
AAGCGGCCUUGCAGCUCUCUCUAAGUCUUUCAAAUGUUUAUAUUCUUGUAGUACAAGUAAAAGUAUUGAGCAAUGUAUCAUGUUUAGCGUGAACCUGUUUGAGCAAAGCCUAAAUACCUAACCGCAAAGGUCAAUAAAUCUGUAAGCUGCAACUCGUUUCUAGCUCUACAGAGGCACACUGAUUAUCAGCAAGCUAUAAAAACCAACUUUUGUUUGUUUUGUUAAAAAUCUAAUAAAUUUAGCCAAAUUUCAAGCAAAAGUAAAUAAAUAAUUUAACAGAUAAAAGAAUUUUGCGGAGAAUUUUUAAUUUGAUAGCAAAGGAGAGCCUGCACACCCACACAUACGCACAUAUAUUGCGAUGAAAGAAACAACAAAGACCAAUAAAAUCCACGCCAAAACAUACAAAAGAAAUGACAAAACAAAAGGAAGCAAAACAUAAAGACUAUCAGAAAAGUUUCAACCGCAACAUCCAACAAAAUAAGUAACAACAUUUAGCAGUGCCACACAAACAACAAAAAUCGGCAAUCAUAAAUCCCCAAAGUAACAUAAAUUGGAGGACGCGUAGCUGGACGCCUUGCAGAGACUUGCUGCUGCCUGCUUGCCAGUCAACUCACUUACUCGGCUGACUGGUUGACUAACUGGCUGUGUGCUGGCUUUCAAAGCGUGACUCCAUGUGUAUAUGAGUAUGUUUGUUUAGGACGCGAAGCUGCACGACAACAACAUGCCACAGUCUGAAGACUGAGCAAAGCUUCCUUGCCAAACCGGUCGCAAAGCAGGAAAAAGGCAAGGAAUUUGCAACAACGCUGAUAAUAAAAAAUGUAAUACAUAAAAAAAGAAGAAGAAGAAAAAUAAAAAAUAAAAUAAAAUAAUAAAAAAACGAAAAUUUAAUAAAAACAAAAGAAAAUAAAUAAAAAACAAAAGAAAAGUCAAAAAAAUGUAUAAAUGUGAAGCUGAGAAACAACAACAACGAAAUAAAACGAGUGUCUGCUGCAACUACAAGCAACAACAUAUAACUCACACAGUGCAAUACAAUGAAAUAAAAGCGAAAAGUAUUUUCGAAAAAAUUACAAAGAGUGCAUGAUUGAUACGGAAAACCAGCGAAAAAAGGCCGCAGACACAGAAAGGAAAAAGUAAAAAUAUAUGUACAACAAAAAAGUUUAUGAAAUUAAAACAAAUAACCGAUUCCAUGCGUGUUUGCAUGCAAUGCGGCAUUAAAAAUAAACAAAACAACAACAACAACGCGUGCAUAUGUGCAAAUAACGGCAAGUAUAUGUGAUAUUUCUAGCAGCAAAAAUAUGCACUAAAACAACAAGCGCAACAACUAACAACGAGUGUGGAAAAACUGAAAAAAGCAGCAACAACAACAACAAAAAAUAAAUAAUAAAAUAAAAGUUAAAGUAGGCAAAUAAAAAUUAUGCUUGCGGCAAUCGAAUGACAAACAACAACUGCAGCCACAACGAAAAUAUUGCAAGCAAAACAUACACGAAUUUUGCAAGAAUUCUACCGCACACACACACACAAACAUACAUACAUGUGUACAUGCUGUGACAAGUGGCAGCAAAAAUUGAGGCAUGCAAAUAAUUUCCAUGCAAUCAAACAAAUAAAUAAAUUCGUUUAUGCGGCAGCAAUCAGGCAAAAAAUAAUAUAAACAACAACAAAAACAACAAAAAAGUAGCGCAGCAAUAAGUGCAACGAAUAAGUGUAAAACAGCCGCUGCCGCCAGUCACUUCGCUGCCACACACACACAUACAUAUGUGUCUGCGAAUUCGCGCCUCGCAGCCAGCGCAGCACUGAGGCCCGUUCAUUAAAGGGAAAAGCAAUUUUUAUGGCUCUCGCAUCCUGACACGGUUUGUGUACGGGCCUACACAAAAGAGAUAUCAACGAAAUCGCGUUUUAUUGCAACGCGAAACAAAAGCAGCGCCACCAACGAUAUUAUUUGCUACGGCGUCUGCUACAACAACAACAACAACAAUAGCUAAAUAACGAAAAUGUCCAUAUCAAUAAAGCGCACAUAUUUUGCACUUACGUCCCGGCCACGCAGCACUCUUGACAGCAGGAGCGCUAACAACAACAACAGCAGCAAAGACAGCAACUGUAAAUGUGCAACCAGCCAGCGAACACAUCCGCAUAACUAUCAAUGCCACCAAAAACACAUUCCACACACCGCACACUGGUGUUGCACAGCAACGCGCCCCGGCUGUUUCAGCAUACUAGUAAUGUCAUUGUUGUUGCUCAGCGCACACUGGCACUCCGCAGAAGCCAAACCGAAGUCGCGUAAAAGUUCCAGCAGUCAUCAUAGUAAUGAUGAGAAAUCACCAACCGAAGGUCAACGCUUCGCCAUGGAGCCGCAGGAUCAAACCGCUGUUGUGGGUUCACGUGUUACGCUGCCCUGUCGGGUGAUGGGCAAAAUGGGUGCACUGCAGUGGACGAAAGAUGAUUUUGGCCUGGGGCAGCAUCGCAAUUUGAGCGGCUUCGAACGCUACUCGAUGGUGGGUAGCGAUGAGGAGGGUGACUUUUCGCUAGAUAUCUAUCCGGUGAUGCUGGACGAUGACGCCAAAUAUCAGUGCCAAGUGGGACCCGGCCCGGCGGGUGAGGCGGGCAUACGUUCGCGUUUCGCCGAAUUGACAGUGCUGGUGCCGCCGGAAGCGCCGAAAAUCACACAGGGUGAAGUUAUAUUCACAACGGAAGACCGCGAAAUUGAGUUGGAGUGUGUGUCGGCUGGUGGCAAGCCAGCGGCUGAGAUCACUUGGAUUGACGGCCUCGGCAAUGUGCUCACUAAAGGCAUCGAAUACGUGAAGGAGCCCUUAUCGGACUCUCGUCGCAUAACGGCCAAGUCGAUUUUAAAGCUCGUGCCCAAGAAGGAACACCACAAUACGACAUUUACUUGCCAAGCGCAGAAUACGGCGGAUCGCACUUAUCGCGCCGCCAAAAUACUUAUAGAGGUCAAAUAUGCACCGAAGGUGGUGGUUUCAGUUAUUAGCGGUGCCUUAGCUGGCGGGCGCAUACUGGAAGGCUCCGAGGUUAUAUUAUCAUGUCAAGCGGAUGCAAAUCCAUCGGCGCAAAGCUAUCGUUGGUUCAUAAAUGAAGAAUUGGUCACUGGUGAUUAUACAACGAAAAUGAUCAUACAUAAUGUAACGCGACAGCAUCACGAAGCUUUGGUCAAGUGUGAGGUAGUCAAUGCUGUGGGCAAGAGUGAAGAGACUGAAACUUUGGAUAUCAGCUAUGCACCCGUCUUCAAACAGCGUCCCAUUUCAGUUGAAGCAGAUUUGGGCACGAACGCGAAUUUGCUUUGUGACGUCGAUGGCAACCCGACGCCUGAAAUUGAAUGGAUCAACGAAAACACAGACAAAGUUGUCGGCAACACAGCAAAUCUUAACUUGAAGGUGACCACCGAGACCGCAGGACGCUAUUACUGCAAGGCUAUAGUAACUGGCUUUCCAGAGAUCGGUGCUGAGGCCGCAAUUUACGUUAAGCGUGCACCCAUUAUCACCUCACAUAAGGUGCAAUUCGGUGCGGUGGGAAGUCGCGCGAAGAUCGACUGUGUGGCAUUUAGUGUGCCUAAAGCCGAGCAGAUCUUAUGGUCAUUCGAUGACAAGCUGAUUAAUAUGAGCACAGCCGAUCCGGAUAUCUAUAUAUUCGAAGAGCAACAUUUGCCAGAGGGCGUGCGUGCAGCACUUAUUAUUAAAGAGAGUCGAUCCAGUCAUUUCGGACGCUACAAUUGUACGGUGAAGAAUUCAUAUGGCAACGAUUCGUUGUUGAUCAAUUUGAAACCAGAGCCGGGUUCGGUGCCUAUACUGCUGGUUGUGAUGGGUUCACUCUCUUCGGUUGCUAUUGUCAUCAUGAUUGUGAUGUUGGUGAUUGUCUAUAUGAAGCGCAAUAACAAGAAGCCCAUACCAGCGGAUGUCAUACCAGAGGCGUCACGUGGUGGCGAUAAACUGUCCGGGCUGAAACAUGAAUUGCGUGCCAAAGCCUACGAUGUGGACUACUCGGAGGCUGGUAGCGACGGUUUAGCGAUCAAUCUCACACAAGCACCAAUGCCAGAUGUCCAAAUGAAGGGCGCCACAUUGGGAGUGCCACUGGCUGGCCCAGUGAAGUUAGACGACAGAUUUUCCGGCGAAUUCAGUUAUAGCCGUCAAUGUCAUAUUAAGAAUUUGAAGAAUCAAGACUACAAGGAGACUGUCAACGGUUAUGCGCCCUACUUUGAAUAUGCGCUCGACUAUAGCGCACCUACCGAGGGUGGCAAGCCCGGCGCUGGUGUCGCUAAUAACGUCAACAAAUCCCAAACCAGCACAAUCAACUCGGCCACAUUGCCGCACUACACAAACCCCGUUACAACGACCGGCAAUCUGAGUUUGCCACGCAAUCGCAACGAUAUGCAGCAACAGCCACAACAGAGCACCGCUCAAAUGGGUAACGGAUUCCUCGCCGGUCAGUCGCUACUGCAGAACGGCAUAGAUAGCCGCUUCAGCGCCAUCUACGGCAACCCCUAUCUGCGCUCGAACUCUUCACUACUACCGCCGCUGCCACCACCAAGCACGGCCAACCCCGCCGCCACACCUGCGCCACCACCCUACCAACGUCAUCAUCACCACCCCAGCCAACAGCAUGUGAACAUGAACGGCGGCAUCGGUGUGAAUGCGUUGAAGAAUUACAGCGCGGUCACAGCUGGCAUCGGUAUGACGGGCGCCAACAGCAAUGGCGGCGCCGGCAGCAUUAGCGGUAGCAGUUCGAAUUUGACCGCCAGCAGUAAUACGCUUGCGGCCAUGACACCGCUCACACAGGGCGCACCACUCACCACAGCCACACCGGUCACAACAACGGCGCCGGUGUCCGUGGCGGUAGCGCAGAGCCCCUCCGGUCAAUUCAUCCUACCGUCGAACGGCAGUGCCAAACAAGGCGCACUGGCUACGCACGUCUAAGAGAAAGCGUAGGCGCUAGCGCCACUAACGGCACCUUUCAAGCACGUACACAGCAGCACACUGUAUACAAUUUGAAGCACCUUGUACUUUAUUCACACGCACGCUACACAAUCGCCGCCGCAGAGACACACUUAGAUGCUGCCACAGUCGCAGUCAGAACCACGCGUCCUUAAAUGUCAAUGCUACGCACACGCGCAUAUAUAUGUAUGUAUGUAUGUAUGUUUACACAUAUGUAUGUAUGUAUGUGCCACUAUAUGCAUAUAUGUAUAUCUAACGAGUAUGUAUUUAAGACUAUUUACGGGUCAGUUAGCUGUGAGUGACUGACCCGCCCAUAUCAUUAGCGUAUCUGUAGUGUAAAUUUUUAACUGUAAACGUAAAACCUAUUGUAAAUCGCUACUAACUGAUAGAGCAAGCAGAGAUUUUAGUCAAUUAGUGAAAGUUGUAAAGUUUUAACCAUAAAAUUAUGAAAAUACCUACAUUGAAUGUUAGAACUACAGGGGGUGUGUGGAAAAUAUGAAACAUUAAAUUAAAAUAAUAAUAUUAAUAAAUAAAACAAAAUAUGAAAUAAUAUAUAAAGUGAAAUAUAUAAUAGAUAAAAUAAAAAUAAAAUAAAUGAAAUUUUUGGUAUAAAAAAUAUAUUUAAUAACAUAAAAAUAAAGUUAGAAAAUAAAAAUAAAAUUAUUUAUUAAAUUACAUUAAAACAUCACGAACAAAAAUUAAAAUAACCAUAAUAAUUAAAACAAAAUACAAAAAAUAAAAGCAACAAAAUUAAUUACAGAAAAUUAAAUUUGAAAAUUAUAUUAAAUUUAAAAAUAAUAAAAAUUUUAAAACAAAUCAAACAUAACUGU